UAGUCUAGGGAAACACUAUAAGAAUCACUAAACAUUGGCCACCCUCAGUCAUUCCUGGGCGCCUCCUUGUAGGACACCACCUCCUCUUCUGCCCCCGCCAUGGCCUCGGCCAAGGCAAGGACUUCGUUUCUCCUGCUCUUGCUCCACAUCUUCCCUGCGGCCCCUUUCGAAAUUCUGAGAGACUGCAUCGUUUCUUCCCAAAUAACGGAGAGCAAUAUCCUGUUCGACACCCUGGAGUUCCUGGCCCUCGUGCCUGACGGACGGACUGGGAUUCGAGCUCGCAUCUCUUGCGCCGACGACCAGUACCAUUACAUCGAAUGGAAUUCUCAAAGGAUAACUGCGACGACGACGAGCACUUUCGGCCCUUACGGCGCUCCCGACAGCAGCAACGGCUGGACGAGGUUCACGCUUGGCUAUGUGGGACAUCUGACGCUCUUCGACGGCCGACGUCAGUCGUGGCUGCCUGGCAACAUUUCCUUCCAGUGUCCCGUGUCCAACGUGGAGCUCUCGGGAAGCUUUUUCACUCGGAUGUGUCCCACAAGCACGCCCGUGUGGAAGGUGGAAGGCAAGGGCAGCGUCGAUAUUCCCCUACACGUGGACGACGAAACACCAGAGAAUCUAACGCUGUUCUCCACGACCAACUUCCGACCCGUUUUCAGAGUCGACGAUUCGGAAUUCCACUUGGGGAUGAGUGGAGAGAGUCUGAUGACGGGGAGACACCACGAGCCUCUGUUUGGGGGACCAUCGCCUUGUCCUGAAGACAUACAAGGAAAACGGCAGUACGAUGUUCCAGGUGUUGAGUGCUGGUCUUCCCAUACACACGGAGAGUCUGAAAGAAGUCCCAAAGAGAAUGCGUGUUCAGAGUCAGGACGGCCACAGAUUUGUUCUGGUACAGAACCUGGGAUCAAGAUGGCCAUGGUACACAAGAGAGGCAAGAAAUCCUCAUGAUAACACGGAGGGGCAGUGCAACGAAACUGCAGUUUGCCUUGGCUCCUAUGCUGUGAUCGCCGGGCUGGGGAUUCUGGCGCUGGCACUCGCGGCAGCACUCCUGUGUCAAGGCCGCCAGUCGUGCUGUUGCUCAAAG
Messenger RNA from Penaeus vannamei (Pacific white shrimp), 1084 nucleotides. Lineage: Eukaryota; Metazoa; Arthropoda; Malacostraca; Decapoda; Penaeidae. The record is from RefSeq and is a predicted model, not a curated record.